AGGUUAACUGUCCCGUCUGACUUUGAAACAGUCGACUGUUCCUUCAGCCACUUUCUCCAAAUGAAUCUGUUUGUCCUUUUGAGUUGUCUGCUUUCCGUAGGGGUGCAAAAAUAUUCACAUGCGUAUGCCCCGCUGAGCGGCAAAAGAGUCCCCUUUACGUUUUCGGGGGACGUCCGUCUGAGUGACCCAAAUGUGGGGGGCAACGUAACAAGUCAAUCGUCCAGUGGAAAGGACAAAGAGGACCAUUUUCAAAAUUAUGAAUCGGACACGGAGGAAAAGAAAAAAGUGGAUUUAUCCAAAGCAAGUGUUAUAGAUUCAGUGAACAAAGCGAAUGAGGAAGUUAAGAAGCAGUACAGCUUGGAGGACUUACCAGCAUCCGGACUGAGUCAAGAGGAUGAAGAAGAGGCGAGAGAAGACAGUGAGUUUUUGUCCGACGAUUUGGAGGAAGCGGCUCAGAAUUUCGCGGAAGCCCAGAAUAAGGAGGACGGCGAAACCGAAGAGGAAGAAAUCAAUGUGAGGAAAUACCAAGCGGAGGUCAUCAACGCCAUGAGUCAGGAUACGCUUUACAAAAAGUUUGACGCAGGAGAGUUGGAAAAAAUUGAGCAGGCGAUGGAGGAAUCGGACGAAGUGUGUCUCCAAGAUUUUUCGCUUCCCUGCCCUCUUCACUUCUUCCGAACCAGUUCCGGAUGCGUCCCGUUGAGUUCAUAUGAAGGGCCAUGCCACAAGGUGCAAGACAAGCUGGUUCACUUGUAUGACCACCAGAAGGAGAGCUGGGGCGAGAUUUGUGACGCCACCUGGCCCUGCCUACCCAAGACAUGUCCGUAUGGCACAGACUACGAUGCUCCGUGUCCCAUAGGCUGGACUGACAUAGGAAAAGGAACCUGCACACACGGAGAUGCAAAUAGCAGUGCGAAUACAAGUGGCAUGUGUGAGGGAAGCAUAAACUUCUCUAACCUAUCCACUGAGAAGAAGAAAAAAAUGGAAGAAAAGUGCGGCAUCAGGUGGAGGUGCAAAUCCGUCACCUUCGAAACGAACUUCGAAGAUGUGUGCCCCCUCAAUUGGCAACAAAUUGGAGAACACAGAUGCAAAUCACCGACCGAUUAUGACGGGCCCUGUCCAAAAAUGGCUAAUUUGAAAAAGUACAAAUCUGAGGAAGGAAAAAGAAGCAUCGAAAAUGUCUGCCUCGUCAAUUGGCCCUACACCGUUACGGUGAAUCAGUACCAAAGGGAUUACUCCGCCCCGUGCCCCAUUGGAUGGUCCCCGAUGGACAAUGGACUAUGUCUAGCCCCAGAGAAUUACAAGAAAAGUGCCAAAUGCAAGGACGAAGUUUCAUUUGCUACAAUGAGUUCGGAGCAGAAAGACUCCUAUUCCACCGCGUGUGAGGUGGAUUUCCCCUUCAAAGAGAGGGACCACUGCUUGCGGAAUUACUCUUUCGCGUGUCCCCUUGGUUGGAUACCUUCCAGCAAAAGGGGUUACUGCAAAGCCCCCGUUAGCUACAAAAGCAAAAUAUGCAAAAGAUUAUACAAAUUUGAAAACGUUUCAGACAGUCAGAAAAAUUACUUGCUAAAUUUUUGUGCUAUUGAUUGGCCCUGCGAGGGGGAGAUCCAGAACUCAGUGAUUUACACGCGACUUCCCGUCGGGCAUUCCACUGAGCGACCGGAAAAAUGGGCCAGCGGUCCGGUGGACUCUGCAACGGGAGCAAUUAUUUAG
This is a messenger RNA of Plasmodium coatneyi, 1710 nucleotides long. RefSeq lists its product as uncharacterized. The record is from RefSeq and is a predicted model, not a curated record. NCBI's taxonomy places the organism in Eukaryota, Apicomplexa, Aconoidasida, Haemosporida, Plasmodiidae. Bases 61 to 1710 code for a protein of 549 amino acids. The transcript is spliced from 11 exons.